Molecule: messenger RNA, 780 nt
Organism: Adineta steineri
Lineage: Eukaryota; Metazoa; Rotifera; Eurotatoria; Adinetida; Adinetidae
Source: the annotation of a GenBank genome assembly
AUGGAAAAUAUUGAAUUGAAACCGGAAGGAUUAUAUAUUUAUGAUGGUGGUUGCAAUCCACCAUGUCAGAAUAAUGGAACAUGUACAAUUUAUAACAACUGUACAUGUACAACUGAUUUCACCGGUGCAGCGUGUGACGUUCAAACUACUGGCUUAUGUCUUGAUAAUGUAACACUCGAUGACAAUCCUAUUUUAUUGAUCACAUUUGGAAAUGGUUCAACUCAAUAUUCUAAACAUACACCUUCAUACUUUGAUUUCACUACAACAUACAGUCAAGUAUUCAGAGCUACAACAAACGAUGGCAAUUUUAGUUUUGUCAAUUCAAUACCUAAUGAUUUUGGUAACGCAUGGCAUGUUGGCGCAACAGAUCAUACAGGGGAUAAAGGUGGAUACAUGUUUUUAGUCAAUGCAGAUUUUACGCCUGAUCAAUUUUACAAUAGUACAGUUAAUAAUCUAUGUAUAGGUACACGUUACGAAUUUUCUGUCUAUUUGACGAAUGUUUGUGCGCAAUCCGGUCUAAUUGAACCCAAUGUUCGAUUUGAAGUUCGAAGUCUAACAGCUGAAAAUCAAUUACUUGCUGAAUUAAGUUCAGGAAACGUGCCACAAUAUACAACUUUGACUUGGGCGAGAUAUGGUCUUUCAUUUAUAGCAUCAAGUAGUGCAGUUGCCCUAUUAAUGAUCUCUGAUACUGCCGGUGGUGCAGGAAAUGAUCUAGCUCUUGAUGACAUUGCAUUACGCGUUUGCGCAGGUCAAGGUACUGGCUUCUGUUAUCCAAAGUAA